This is a messenger RNA of Neospora caninum, 5871 nucleotides long. RefSeq names its product proteophosphoglycan ppg4, related. Lineage: Eukaryota; Apicomplexa; Conoidasida; Eucoccidiorida; Sarcocystidae. The transcript has 2 exons. Bases 1 to 5871 code for a protein of 1956 amino acids. The record is from RefSeq and is a predicted model, not a curated record.
AUGCUGCCGGUCGCAACGCCCAGUCUGCAGAAACUACGUCGCGCUUGCGAUGUCGCGAAAGAUGUGGCGCGCAGUCGGGAGUCUGCGGCGGAGCACGUGCCCGACGACCCCGCUCGUCUCUCCCAGGAGCGAAAGUCGAAAGACAAAGACGAGGACCUCUCGCCUCCAGGCAGCGACACCGCAGCCUCCACCGGCGUAUUCUCGGACAGCGCGUCCGUGGAGGAGGCGCGGGAGCAGUUUUCGCCGACAACCCUCGCGCUCCAGGCAGGCCAUGAACUGAGUGACCAGGAAAGCACUUCUGUCGAGCAAGACAAGUCGCCGAGCGAGACGAAGAAGCUGUGCGUGCUGAAAGGCGCGUGGACCGAGGGAGACAGCGCAGAGCUCGUCGACGAUACACCCAGGGCGAGGGCCGGAACGGCAUUCGAGCGGAACGACUGUUUCGUGGUGAAAGACAAAGCAGCAGCGCAUGCAGCGACUGGGGCCGAAACCCCAGCGGAAGGAUGUCGCAUUGUUCAGAGGGUCGGCGGAGAAACGCGGGUUUCCUCGGGGGGUGCGGCGCACGCGAAUGAAGCAAACGACCUGGAGAAGAAGUUCCCGGACUCAAAAACAGCGACUGACGCCACGCAGUUUGGACCCGAGGUUCAUGGUGUUCAAAAAUCAAUGCAGAGCCCAGGUGUGGAAACGGUGGAGGGGAGCGUGCCGCGAGCUCGCGGGGGAGAACAGCGUCUCGUGGAUUGCCAAGACUCAGUGAAAGCGAGGCACGCCUCGGGAACAGAGACGGUAGGAAGCCCCGAGGUGUCCAGAGAAGAGGAGGAAGACGGGGGGACGUCCGCGGAAAGGCCGUCGGCGGAAAUGGAGCAAACGAAGGAGGCAGAUGCGAGGCAGGCGCGGAGGCCAAACGCGGCGGUCGAGCCUGGAGUUCGUGAAGAGAAAGAACCGCGCACCCUUCCAGAGAACGCGGCGGAGCCGGCAGGGCGUGCACUCUCCGCGCAGGUGCUGAAUCGAGAGUGCUCGACGCAUGCAGGGAACGGGAACCAGCGGCUCAGACCGCGCCUCGUCUUACGGCGAACCGGAGAGGACGGGAGUCCGACAGGUCUGCAAGAAGGAUCCGGGGAAGCCACGCCUCGCGCUGCGUCAUCGCCGGGGUCGCGCCUCGUUCGGACAUCAAGCAUUGACGAGGACGUUUUCGUCUCAGUCGUGGCGGCUGAGGCGGCCACGGCGGCCGCGAUCGAGCUCCAAAGCGUCGAUCUUUCCCAUCCUGCUCUGUCGACUCCGCGCUCUGCGGGCGGCGGCAUCGACGGCAGAGACCGCCACUGCUGUGGCUCGGCGUCUCCGGAGUCCACGUGUCCCGGCUCGGGAGAAGACGGCGACAGUUUGGCUGUCGGUACAGGUGCCGAGAACGUUCAACGGGAAGCGCCCUGUUCUCUGUCGGUUGCGGGUUCUUCGGAUUCACGCAAGCGCCAGUACCCAGGGUGCACGAACGCGUCGGAGACCGUGUCGCGCCCGCAGUCGACGCCAGGCGCCGCCUCGCCGGCGAACGGCCUGCAAGCGGGGAAGAGGAGUCAUCCGGAGACCUCCACGGGCGAGGCCUGGAGAGAGGAAGCACUCCAGGCUUGCUUCCCGGCGCGACACUGCUCCUGUGCGCCCCGACCGAGAGUGUGUGGAUGCAGCGCGCAUGCGGUCAAGUGCGGCUCGCCGUCGAGCACCAAAGAGUGGAGAACGGGAGGAUGCCCGAAGGAGGCAGCGGCGUGUGGCUGGGGGAGUGCCGCGACUUUUUGGGGACGCGAGGGGACGAGCGCGCAGGGGGACUCGCUGGCUGUGCACUGCCCGGGGCUGAGCGGGCCAGGGUGUGGGGCGCCGAGCAGAGGCGGGGCGCGGCCGCUGGAGAGAAGCGACCAGAUCGCUUGGGGCUGCUGGAGGGGCGAGCGUGAUGGGUUUCACAGUGCCGCAGGCGGCGGUCGGUUCUCCAGUUGGAUGCGUGCUGCAGCAGAGGCGAGCUGCUCGGGCGGCGGGCGGGGAAGGCUCGGUGACUCGGACCGUGCUCACGGCGUGUUCGCUGGCGGCGACGCGGUGGAGAAGGCGUACGCAGCUUGCGCGCGCAGACCCGAGCUCGCAGGCGCCGUGAACGGGCCCUUGAGCGGUUCGAGUCGCGCGGCUUUUUCGACGUGUCGGGCGAACCCUCGCUCGCCGCAGGUGCCGCGCGCGACGCAGGGACGUCCCUUUCGUCUCGGCCCGCGGGAGACGGCGGCGGCUGCUGUCGCCCUGGCGGACGCGUGCGAAGACACUUUCCUUUUCCUGGGGUGGAUUCCCGAGAAGCAAGGCAGCAAGCAGGCGAAGGCAGAGAGUGCGACGCCGGAGCGGGCUUGGAAGAACGCGUUCCACCCAGGCGCAGUGGACGGCGAGAGGCGCGGCGGAAAUCGCGACGCAUGGGAGAGUCGCGUCGGAGCGGACUUCCAGCACGGAGACGCUACCGACAGGGGCGUGGCGGCUGGCAGCGGGAACGGAACGCUUCUCGAGUCGUGGCCGCGGACGGUUCUGGAGUCCCUGCUUGAGACGCUCCGCGGCCAGGCAGACGAGAGAGCUCGCGGCAGAGCCUCAGAGACUCCGACGUCGCCGGGGGCGCGGUCAGACACAGACCGUGUCCUGGGGCCGUCGAGAGUGUCGACGAUGGACAGUCCGCUGGGAAGCGCGAACGAACAGUCAGUGCAGGCGAGCCUGGAACUCCAUAAAUUGCUCGGGCAGUCCAGGUCGCCUCAAGAAGAGACGGGCUGUCCACUGCGAACGGGCUCCGCACACGACAGGACGGCGACAGGAAGUCUCGAAGCGGCGACCGGCAGCACCGACGGCUUCGGCGUAGGGUCGUGGGCAAAGUCGUGCUACGACGGCAGGGGGGACGCAGUUUUCCAAGACGGUCCAGGACGCGUGGAGACAGUCACAGCCCUGUCCCGGUCGGGUGAUGGUGCAGAGCCAAGCAUGUGGGGUCCCGGCGGCGUCGGCGCCUCUCGCCCAGAGCUGCACGGCCCCAGGCCGGGGGCGAGGCAGGUCCGAACCGACGAGGGCGGCGCGCAGAGAGCGGCGCUGCAGACUCGAGAGACGAACGUGAAAAAGGGUGUGCGGGGGCAGCCGUCGCUGCAGUCCGCCCAGACUGGCUGCGCUCCGAUUCGCUCGCUGGCGGAAGCCCGAGUCGCUUCUUUGAACGCGCGCCUGUCUUCGCCGUUUCCCUCCAGGACGGUGGUUCGGCGGCAGGCGCAUCUGGAGAGCGUUCCCGGCCUUGCAAAGCCCGCGAGCGCAGGGAAGACCAGCGGCAACCAAGUCCCCGAGUCUUUCGACAGUCGAGUGGCGAAAGGCGGGAAAGGUCCAGGCAGUUUGGUGCGUGCGCGGUCGGGGGGUUCACGCCGGAGCCCGUCUGUGGCGCCGAACUCGCGAAACGGCCACCGCAGGGCGAAAGAGACUUCGCGGCGCGAAAAGCAUCCCGACGAACCAGGAAGGCGAUCUUCCGGCUCCGCGGGGACCUACCAGCGUGGGGCGAUCCACAGCGGGCACGCGCCGUCUGCGCCCGACGCCACUCAACGACAGCUCGACGCGUUGCAUGCGGCGGCUGCAGCCGUUCUCCGGAGUCGCAUCGAAGGCCAGAAGAAAGGCCAGCUGAAUGGUGGCCGAUCCGCGCGCCACUCGCUGCGGACGUCUUCGGCCGAGCGAGCGGGGACGAACUCCCCACCCUCGGCGGUCUCGAGCGAAGGCUGCGCGGCCGAGGAAGACAGUCCCGCGAGGCCGCGGAGCGGUUCACAACUCGCGUCCGAAGCGGGUCAGGCCGCGCGUGUUGAAGGACACAGAGAGAGUUCGACGGUGCCGGGAUCGUCGGCGAAAGGCAAAGGGCUGUAUCUGCCCCUGGCGAACGAAUCGCGAGUUGGCGACACGGACGAAAGGCGGUCGGGCUUCAUGCACGCCCCGUCACGAGGCGCCUGGCGACAGAGACACUCCAGGAUGGAGCGCGGCCAAGGGCUUCCAGAGCCAAACGCGUGGAGCAAGAGCUCGGCGGCUGGGGCCGAGAAACCGCCUCUCUGCUCGCCGAUUCAAGCAGCGGUUCUGGCCAAGGAAUUUGCGAGAAACGCCCGCCUGGGAGAUCCCCGCGGGUGGAAGAAGACGGAACGCAGCGAAGCCGGAGUGAACCUCUCUUCCCUUGAGUGCCUGAUAGCAGGCAUGCUUCCCCACGGAGGGUAUGCGGGCGGGGGAGAGGAACGCGCGGCGGAACAGGUGUUACAGGCCUGCACAGGGAAUCCAGUGCCCAGGAAUAAACGCACGGUGUCAGGAGCUCUGCCUGACGCGGCGGCUGCGGCGGCUGCGGCGGCUGCGGCAGGGAAAUCUGGCGUGGCUGACGGCGCGUUCGGAGGAAGUGGACAGGAGAGCAAGGAGAACGGGGUCGACGAGGAGCACAUGCGGAAACGACGGAAGCUCCAGUUCCUACUGGGCAUUCCCUGCGGCAUAAAAGACAUCGAAGAAGCACUGCAGUGGCGCGAACCGGAUCGGUUGGCGGCAGGUUCCGCGCCGGUGUCUGCGCCGAGUGGAGACGUCUCGGAAGUCGAGCCUUCCAAAUCAGUGGAUGCACGCGUUCUGGACCGGACUCUGGAAGGGCCGGACGACCCAGAGGAAAUGCGUGGACAGUCUGUGGAACCCCCCGCCAAGCAGCAGUCCGGCGAGGCGACGCCUUCGGAGGUGAACGAGCAGCGUUGCGUGAGUCACGUGUCCGGCCGGGAACCCGUUUUGUGUUCUUCGACCGAACCGCCACCGCCUCUUUCGUUGUCUGCAGAUCCGCGGCAAGUUCCGGCGACCGAGUUGUAUUCACACAGGGCGCAUGCGUGCGGCGCGGGGAGCCUUCAGGUGGGCAAGCACGAGGGCGAGCGGAGCGCCGUCUUUGGUGACCCAGGGGGAACUCCCUCAGGCGCAACGCAGGCUGGCGUCGAGUCGGUCGAGGCAGGGGCGCGCGUCGCAGGUGUGGAGGUUCGAGACCAAAAGGGCGGAGAAGAAGCCCGAGUGGGAGUCGUGGGUUUUUCAAACGACUUGUCGCUUCUGCCUGAGGAGAGCGAACCGACGCUCGUGUCAGGCCAUGAUAUGAGUGCAGCCGAUGCUUUGAGCGGAAUCGUGGAGCCCACAGGGAACGCGGAAGAUGGCGCCGAAGCAGACGGGAAACCUGGCGCAGGGCCCGCGUGGGGGCGCGGCUCAGUGCUGUCGCGAGUGGGGUCGGGUGCGACGUCUCUGUCGUCUCUCCGGCGUUUCUCGAGCCGAUCGACUGUGUGCACAGCUGGAUCGUUCUCUCGGGCCUCGUCGACAACGACGUCUACCUACGAUUUGUCUCCCGUCGCGAGCCGGAUCUUGUCAGGGUGGUCCGGGAGCAUCACUUGCCCAGAGAAAGGCGGCGACUGCGGAGAGGCGUCACUUCUGGCCUCCGAUGUCUCGUCGCUUCUCGGCGGGGCUGCGGAGACGUCUCCGGCAUCCGAGGGAACUCCGGAUGGGAGGGCGGUCGGUGCUCAUCCGCCGCUGACAAUCGAUUUGAGUGGGAGCAAGACGAUGUGCUUGGAGGGUGCGCUUAGCGAUGCAGGUGGAAACGUUGAGGACGAGGAGGCGGGGGAGAAGACGUGCGGCAGUGAAGACUCGCGCACGACUGCAGCAUGCGUCGAGUUGAUGAUUGAAAUGUUUCAAGCGGUCGGCGAAGAGGCAGUUGUAGCCGCCGCCGCGUCUUUUUUGGAAAGGGCCGAGACAGAUGACCUCGGAUCGCAGUGGGAAGAGGCGGAGGACAGGGAGGCUGGUUCUCAGUGGAUGCAGGCGCCUGGCGAGAGCCGAACUUCCCAGCAAGAUGUGUCAGUGCGCAUGUGA